Rhinolophus ferrumequinum (greater horseshoe bat) is the source of this 3273-nucleotide messenger RNA. RefSeq names its product D-2-hydroxyglutarate dehydrogenase (gene D2HGDH). Gene Ontology annotation, molecular function: catalytic activity; FAD binding. The coding region runs from base 420 to 2039 and encodes 539 amino acids. Gene Ontology annotation, cellular component: mitochondrion. Lineage: Eukaryota; Metazoa; Chordata; Mammalia; Chiroptera; Rhinolophidae. The transcript has 10 exons. The record is from RefSeq and is a predicted model, not a curated record.
ACCGUGAUGCAAAGGCAAACUGCAUCCUUGACAGGGAGGCGCGGUGGGGUGUACCAAACACCCCCAGUUCACCUGCGUGAAGACAGUGUACUGAGGACUGGCCUGGUGACGAUUCCGGCUGGUGCCGUUACCAGAGGAAAUUGGCAGUCAGCCAGUGGCCUGACAAGGACCCAUUUGUUCUUGGCAAAGCCACCAGUGCACCUUCAGUCUGCUUCAGGGCUGCGUGGACGCUCUUGCUCUCUGUAGUCAUGGGGCCCAGAGGCCCUCGUUACUGGAACGUCCGUCAGACUACCCCUCAUGUCUGCUUUGCUGAGGACACACGGAACCGGGUGAGCAUACGAGCACUGGCCAUGCCUCAGUAGGACUCAUGGAGCCAGACAGAGGGAGGUGACCCCUGCUCCAGUUCCAGGGCAGGGGCAAUGGUGCCCCACGUGGUGUCCAGGUGGCCUGUGUGGCUCUUCAGGUGGCGGGCGGCCUACACCCCUGGAGCCUCUGUGCGGCAGAAGACAUGGGCGGGGAUGUCCAGGGCCCCCCUUUGGGGGAUCGUGGGCACCGGCCCCCUGGUUUGCAGACACAGCUCCUCCACGUCCUCCCGGGCCCCCGAGGUGAUGCUGACCCACAAGCGCUACCCUGUGCAGCGGCUGCCCUUCUCCGUGGUGUCUGAGGAAGACCUGGCCGCCUUUGAGCGCAUGGUCCCCGGCAGGGUCAUCACAGACCCUGAGGAGCUGGAGGCUUCAAACGUGGACUGGCUGAGAACCGUGCGAGGCUGUAGCAAGGUGCUGUUGAGGCCCCGGACAUCGGAGGAGGUAUCUCGCAUCCUCAGGUACUGCCAUGAGAGGAACCUGGCUGUGAACCCACAGGGAGGCAACACGGGCAUGGUGGGCGGCAGCGUCCCUGUCUUUGACGAGAUCAUCCUGUCCACUGCCCUCAUGAACCAGGUCAUCAGCUUCCACGACGUGUCUGGGAUCCUGGUUUGCCAGGCGGGGUGUGUCCUGGAGGAGCUGAGCCUGCACGUGGAGCAGCGGGACUUCAUCAUGCCCCUGGACUUAGGGGCUAAGGGCAGCUGCCACAUCGGGGGGAACCUGGCGACCAAUGCGGGCGGCCUGCGGUUUCUGAGAUACGGCUCGCUGCACGGGACCGUCCUGGGCCUGGAAGUGGUGCUGGCCGAUGGCACCAUCCUGGGCGGCCUCACCUCCCUGCGGAAGGACAACACGGGCUAUGACCUGAAGCAGCUGUUCAUUGGGUCGGAGGGCACCCUGGGGGUCAUUACCGCCGUGUCCAUCUUGUGUCCGCCCAAGCCCAAGGCCGUGAAUGUGGCCUUCCUCGGCUGUCCAGGCUUUGCAGAGGUUUUGCAGACAUUCAGCAGCUGCAAGGGGAUGCUGGGCGAGAUCCUGUCAGCGUACGAGUUCAUGGAUGCUGAGUGCAUGCAGCUGGUCGGGCACCACCUCCAACUGGCCAGCCCGGUGCAAGAAAGUCCGUUCUACGUCCUGAUAGAGACCUCAGGCUCCAGAGCUGAGCACGAUGCCGAGAAGCUGAGCAAUUUCCUGGAGCAGGUGCUGGGCUCCGGCCUGGUGACCGACGGGACCCUGGCCACUGACCAGAGGAAAAUCAAGGCGCUGUGGGCCCUGAGGGAGAGGAUCACGGAGGCAUUGAGCCUGGACGGCUAUGUGUACAAGUAUGACGUGUCCCUACCCGUGGAGAGGCUCUACGACCUCGUGACCGAGCUGCGUGCCCGCGUCGGGCCGCUGGCCAAGCACGUGGUGGGCUACGGCCACCUGGGAGAUGGCAACCUGCACCUCAACGUGACAGCGGAGGCCUUCAGUGCGUCGCUGCUGGGUGAGCUGGAGCCCUACGUGUAUGAGUGGACGGCGGGGCAGCAGGGCAGUGUCAGCGCCGAGCAUGGUGUGGGCUUCAAGAAGAAGGACAUCCUGGGCUACAGCAAGCCGCCCGAGGCCCUGCAUCUCAUGCAGCAGCUCAAGGCCCUGCUGGACCCCAAGGGCAUCUUGAACCCCUACAAGACGCUGCCCUCCCGGGCCUGAUGCGGCCAGGGGCGGUGGGAGAGGCGGGGUGGCCUCGGUCCAGUCUCUCUCUUGCUGUUGUGCCCAGAGGGCUAGCGUGGCUCAGGGCUCCCACCCGAUGGAGCCAGGCGUGGGGACCCUGCCCCCUGGUCACAGGAGCCAGGAGCUGGCUCUGUGCCCCCAGCACCCACUCCUGGGCACGAUCCCACCUGCAGCUGUGCAGGUUCUGUUGGGUGAGAGGAGAGGAGAACGCCGUCUGGUGCUACCCAUCUGCUCUGCCCAGCCUCUGGGGAGCACUUCCUGUCCGUUUGCAGAUGGGGAGCAGGGCCUCUGCCUGCAUGUCUUAGACACUUGUGCCCACUCGAAAACGGACCAGGUCGCACCUGCCUUGCUUGUGGGCCCCUGGGUCCUGCCUCAGCCCUGGGAGGGACACGGAGCUCCUGCUUCUGGGUCUGGGCAUUGCCAGCCCCCACAACCCCAGGCAGCAGUGACGACCUCCAUGUGAGCCGCCCAGAGCACCGAUCUCUCCCCGGGCUGUGACCACCAGAGGCUGGCUCACCAGGUACUUUACGGGUGACUUGCAAUGGCUGGCGGCUGGUCACUCUCAAACCAGAGUGACCGGAAUGCACUGUGCCUUGAAAUGUAUCAUUUCCCCCUUUUCUAGAAGGCUCAUCAGUUGGCAAGACAGUUGCCAGGGCUUAGGUGUGUAGUUCUUGCACUUGGCUGUUUGCUGUGAUGUCAGUCAGUCUUUCUGCUUCUCCAGUGGUGCCACCUGUGCCUGGGGAAGCCCCGACAGGCAUACGGCCCUCCUGCCUUCCUGCUUCUUCAGUGACCCUAAGUCGGGUCAUCCCUGUUGACCCACCGGGGCUGUCGGGACACAUGUUUCCUCGCUUGGGCUGUCACAAACUUCCAGUGAAAAUGGGAAUUAUCAGGACAAGCUCCCUGCUUCGGUUACUACAAAAUUAACCUCGUAAGAGCCCACAGUGCAGUACGUGUGCCAUAUGCCCUAAGCACCUGGACGUCGGCAGAUAGUCCCCUGGGCAUGAUGCUUGUUAGGGCAGCGUCCCCUUUCCUACACUCCGUCCCUGUCCCCCUCAUGUGACAGAGCCUUGUCUCAUUGGGCCCAUGAGGCUUAGUGUCACGUGGCUUUCCCAUGGUUGUCAGAGGCGGGUCAGUUCUUGUCUGUAGUGGCUGUCAAUAAUAGUUUUAUGACCAAGCAAGUUUAUUUUGGAGAAUUAAAGUAAUGCAUAAAAUA